AAAAUAUGUCGGGAACUGCUUUAUUCGCAAAUAUAUGAUGCAAGUAAUGAUAAAAUAUCGGGAUAUAUCAUCGAAGGAUAUCCACGGACGGAAAAUCUGUCGUCUUGACUUGGUAAUAUUAAUAGAUUGCACAGAAGAAUUUUGUAUUGAAAAUAUUAAAAAGCAGCAGGAAGAAAGCAAUGAAAUAAAAGCAAGUAACAAUCCGAAAGCAUUGAAUAAUCGCUUGGAACGAUUCAAGAAAAGCACAUUACCAAUGCUUAAACAUUACGAUGACAUGGGAAAACUUAAAGUGGUAUGUGUUGGCAAGGUUUGCUUUCUUCAGAAAUGCAUCACUAUUACUUAUUUACUCAAAUUCAUUACUUAAAU
Molecule: messenger RNA, 366 nt
Organism: Thelazia callipaeda (thelaziosis nematode)
Lineage: Eukaryota; Metazoa; Nematoda; Chromadorea; Rhabditida; Thelaziidae
Source: the annotation of a GenBank genome assembly